Oldenlandia corymbosa var. corymbosa is the source of this 3633-nucleotide messenger RNA. The record is from the annotation of a GenBank genome assembly. NCBI's taxonomy places the organism in Eukaryota, Viridiplantae, Streptophyta, Magnoliopsida, Gentianales, Rubiaceae.
AUGUAUCCCGGGCCCGAGAAGUUGACAUCAGCAAAACCAGUUGAUUGGCGAAAUCUCUUGAUAAUUUCUGCUAGAGGGCAACACGGUGAGAAGAGGAAAGCCACUGCCCUAAGCAUAAAGAAAACCACUAUUUGUCGAGAUGGUGCCUAUGCCGAUGGAGGAACCCUUGGUUGGGUGGAAGCACAGAAAAAUUCGACAAUCAGGGAAGGAGUUCGACGAUGGAGAGAACAAAAGGUAACCCUAUCUUCUGCCGCCGUAAUUGAGCCUGGAGUUUCUCACAAAAAGAGAUGUCCUCCAUCAUUGCCCAAAACGGUAAACUCAUAUUCAAUAGUCAAAGGGUUCACCUUUAUUGGAACUAGAGGUGAUGAUUUUUUUCAAGCUAUGGUUAGUUUUGUUGAAUCUAUAAUCCAACAGCCAUUUCCAGAGUUCGAUGAUGGAGAGAACAAAAAGCUAACCCUAUCUUCUGCCGCCGUAAUUGAGCCUGGAGUUUCUCACAAAAAGAGAUGUCCUCCAUCAUUGCCCAAAACGGUAAACUCAUAUUCAAUAGUCAAAGGGUUCACCUUUAUUGGAACUAGAGGUGAUGACUUUGUUCAAGCUAUGGUUAGUUUUGUUGAAUCCAUAAUCCAACAGCCAUUUCCAGAGGUAAACUCAUAUUCAAUAGUCAAAGGGUUCACCUUUAUUGGAACUAGAGGUGAUGACUUUGUUCAAGCUAUGGUUAGUUUUGUUGAAUCCAUAAUCCAACAGCCAUUUCCAGAGUUCGAUGAUGGAGAGAACAAAAAGCUAACCCUAUCUUCUGCCGCCGUAAUUGAGCCUGGAGUUUCUCGCAAAAAGAGAUGUCCUCCAUCAUUGCCCGAAAUGGUAAACUCAUAUUCAAUAGUCAAAGGGUUCACCUUUAUUGGAACUAGAGGUGAUGAUUUUGUUCAAGCUAUGGUUAGUUUUGUUGAAUCUAUAAUCGAACAGCCAUUUCCAGAGGUAUUAUACCAUUUUGUAUACCAGAAUAGAUUUUCAAAGAAAGCAGUCUUAGUUAUUCGUCGUAUUUUGUGGUCGUAUUAUCAAUUCGAUGAUGGAGAGAACAAAAAGGUAACCCUAUCUUCUGCCGCCGUAAUUGAGCCUGGAGUUUCUCGCAAAAAGAGAUGUCCUCCAUCAUUGCCCAAAAGGGUAAACUCUUAUUCAAUAGUCAAAGGGUUUACCUUUAUUGGAACUAGAGGUGAUGAUUUUGUUCAAGCUAUGGUUAGUUUGGUUGAAUCUAUAAUUCAACAGCCAUUUCCAGAGGUAUUAUACCAUUUUGUAUACCAGAAUAGAUUUUCAAAGAAAGCAGUUUUAGUUAUUCGUCGUAUUUUGUGGUCGUAUUAUCAUUUCGAUGAUGGAGAGAACAAAAAGCUAACCCUAUCUUCUGCCGCCGUAAUUGAGCCUGGAGUUUCUCGCAAAAAGAGAUGUCCUCCAUCAUUGCCCAAAACGGUAAACUCAUAUUCAAUAGUCAAAGGGUUCACCUUUAUUGGAACUAAAGGUGAUGAUUUUGUUCAAGCUAUGGUAAACUCAUAUUCAAUAGUCAAAGGGUUCACCUUUAUUGGAACUAGAGGUGAUGACUUUGUUCAAGCUAUGGUUAGUUUUGUUGAAUCCAUAAUCCAACAGCCAUUUCCAGAGUUCGAUGAUGGAGAGAACAAAAAGCUAACCCUAUCUUCUGCCGCCGUAAUUGAGCCUGGAGUUUCUCGCAAAAAGAGAUGUCCUCCAUCAUUGCCCAAAACGGUAAACUCAUAUUCAAUAGUCAAAGGGUUCACCUUUAUUGGAACUAGAGGUGAUGAUUUUUUUCAAGCUAUGGUUAGUUUUGUUGAAUCUAUAAUCCAACAGCCAUUUCCAGAGGUAAACUCAUAUUCAAUAGUCAAAGGGUUCACCUUUAUUGGAACUAGAGGUGAUGAUUUUGUUCAAGCUAUGGUUAGUUUUGUUGAAUCUAUAAUCCAACAGCCAUUUCCAGAGGAAUUAUACCAUUUUGUAUACCAGAAUAGAUUUUCAAAGAAAGCAGUCUUAGUUAUUCGUCGUAUUUUGUGGUCGUAUUAUCAAUUCGAUGAUGGAGAGAACAAAAAAGUAACCCUAUCUUCUGCCGCCGUAAUUGAGCUUGGAGUUUCUCGCAAAAAGAGAUGUCCUCCAUCAUUGCUCAAAACGGUAAACUCAUAUUCAAUAGUCAAAGGGUUCACCUUUAUUGGAACUAGAGGUGAUGACUUUUUUCAAGCUAUGGUUAGUUUUGUUGAAUCCAUAAUCCAACAGCCAUUUCCAGAGGUAAACUCAUAUUCCAUAGUCAAAGGGUUCACCUUUAUUGGAACUAAAGAGGAUGAUUUUGUUCAAGCUAUGGUUAGUUUUGCUGAAUCUAUAAUCCAACAGCCAUUUCCAGAGGUAAACUCAUAUUCAAUAGUCAAAGGGUUCACCUUUAUUGGAACUAGAGGUGAUGAUUUUGUUCAAGCUAUGGUUAGUUUUGUUGAAUCUAUAAUCCAACAGUCAUUUCCAGAGGUAAACUCAUAUUCAAUAGUCAAAGGGUUCACCUUUAUUGGAACUAGAGGUGAUGACUUUGUUCAAGCUAUGGUAAACUCAUAUUCAAUAGUCAAAGGGUUCACCUUUAUUGGAACUAGAGGUGAUGAUUUUGUUCAAGCUAUGGUUAGUUUUGUUGAAUCUAUAAUCCAACAGCCAUUUCACAAGGUAAACUCAUAUUCAAUAGUCAAAGGGUUCACCUUUAUUGGAACUAAAGGUGAUGAUUUUGUUCAAGCUAUGGUUAGUUUUGCUGAAUCUAUAAUCCAACAGCCAUUUCCAGAGGUAAACUUAUAUUCAAUAGUCAAAGGGUUCACCUUUAUUGGAACUAGAGGUGAUGACUUUGUUCAAGCUAUGUUCAAUGAUGGAGAGAACAAAAAGGUAACCCUAUCUUCUGCCGUCGUAAUUGAGCCUGGAGUUUCUCGCAAAAAGAGAUGUCCUCCAUCAUUGCCCAAAACGGUAAACUCAUAUUCAAUAGUCAAAGGGUUCACCUUUAUUGGAACUAGAGGUGAUGAUUUUGUUCAAGCUAUGGUUAGUUUUGUUGAAUCUAUAAUCCAACAGCCAUUUCCAGAGGUAUUAUUCCAUUUUGUAUACCAGAAUAGAUUUUCAAAGAAAGCAGUCUUAGUUAUUCGUCGUAUUUUGUGGUCGUAUUAUCAAUUCGAUGAUGGAGAGAACAAAAAGGUAACCCUAUCUUCUGCCGCCGUAAUUGAGCCUGGAGUUUCUUGCAAAAAGAGAUGUCCUCCAUCAUUGCCCAAAACGGUAAACUCAUAUUCAAUAGUCAAAGGGUUCACCUUUAUUGGAACUAAAGGUGAUGAUUUUGUUCAAGCUAUGGUUAGUUUUGUUGAAUCUAUAAUCCAACAGCCAUUUCCAGAGUUCGAUGAUGGAGAGAACAAAAAGGUAACCCUAUCUUCUGCCGCCGUAAUUGAGCCUGGAGUUUCUCGCAAAAAGAGAUGUCCUCCAUCAUUGCCCAAAAUGGUAAACUCAUAUUCAAUAGUCAAAGGGUUCACCUUUAUUGGAACUAGAGGUGAUGAUUUUGUUCAAGCUAUGCAACAGAUGAAGAUGUUUAUGGUUAGGGCUAGCCAAAUGGAAGAUGCUGAUUGCAAAAAGAUAUUCUGA